AUGAUUGCAAAUAGUGAAGAUGAAGCUUAUAACAUGUACAAUGAAUAUGCAUAUCACAAAGGCUUUUGUAUUCGAAGGGAUGAAAAAACAUACAAAAGAGGGACAACUCAACUGAUUCGUCGUAGUUUUGUUUGCUCAAGAGAAGAGUUUAGAGAAUUUAGUGACCUUAGCCCAGAGAAGAAGUAUGAUAAGCUAGACACUAGAUGUGGUUGUCAGACUCAGGUUAUUUUUAAAGUGGAAAAUAGCAUUUAUGAAAUCAGACGGUUAAUCAUUGAGCACAAUCACCCCUUAAUUGAAUCAAGUCAAAGACACUCGAUAAGGUCUGCAUGUAAAAUACAUGACACUAGUAAAGGUGUUAUUAAAUCCAUGGUUGAUGCUGGUAUAUGGGUGUCCAAAACAUAUGGAUAUUUGUUAAAUGAAGCAGGUGGUUAUCAAAGUAUUGGAUUCACUAAGCGUGAUUGUCCUAACUAUAUUCAAGUUGAGCAGUCAAAAAGAAUUGAAGCUGGUGAUGGUUAG
Molecule: messenger RNA, 516 nt
Organism: Camellia sinensis
Lineage: Eukaryota; Viridiplantae; Streptophyta; Magnoliopsida; Ericales; Theaceae
Source: RefSeq, a predicted model, not a curated record